GGCCAUAAAGGAAGUGGAGCGGCUCCUGGAUGGGAUUCGGGCGGCGGCGCGGCAACAGGGCCCAGGCUGGGCGAAGAUGCACCUGGGGCCCCUCCUAGGGGCGGCGGCGGUCGCCCGGCGCGGGCCAGGAGGCCACCAAGGCGCUUGAGUCCGGGCGCGGGGCCCGUGACUCCCUUCACCGGUGGUGCUGCGGCUGGGGAGGAAGGCCGCGGCAGGCCUGGAGGCCGCGCGGUCGAGUCACCGCCUCCCGGCGGCCAGCCAGGGCCUCGGCAGGCGGGCUCUCGGCGGGCUGCGGCCCUGGCAGCAGACGGCGCGCCCCUUGGAUUGGUCGGGGCGGCGCCGGGACCGGCGGACACUCCGGCGGCGCGGCGGCCCUGCCGGGAAGCAAGCAGGCAGGCCGCGCGCGUUCUGCGGGAGGUGGGAGCGGCGGACGGAGGAGAGCGGGCCAGGAAGGCACGGACCGGGCCCAGGACGGAACAG
Messenger RNA from Pelobates cultripes (western spadefoot toad), 480 nucleotides. The record is from the annotation of a GenBank genome assembly. NCBI's taxonomy places the organism in Eukaryota, Metazoa, Chordata, Amphibia, Anura, Pelobatidae.